GUGGGAGCAGGAGGUUCUCUCGAGGGCUCUGGACACUCUCGUCGGUUCUUGGAGGUGUUUCCGGCCUCGGGCACGCGAACACGAAAAGUGCCCAGGAUUGGCACACUCACUCACUCACACACACACACACACACACCCUGGCUCAAGCCUGUCGGGCUCUUGGAUUGCGCUGGUUUGCAGCGCACGUCCCACGCCGGAUACCGCACCAUCAGUUCUGUCCAGAUGCCAGUGGCGCUGCUGCUGAUACUCUCCGCCCCCCUGGCCAAUGCCGUCAGCCUGAGCAUCGGGAGCGAGACGGACCACAGCGCCGCCUCGCGUGCCCGGGUGCAGGCCCUGGCUGCUUCGGCGGAGGCCAUGCAGUACUUCCGCAGGCUCGAGGCCGCGUCGUCCAGGAGGCCGGUGCUCGUGCCUCCGGGCGACGUCCGCAGGGCGGAGGUCUCCAGGCCCUCCAGCGAGCACCGCUCGAGCCUCCUGGGCCUGGACGCAAGCCAGGCGCACAGGGUGGCGGCGGACUUCCAGCCCUCGGCGGAGUUCCAGGCCGAGGGCGCGACGGGCGCGUCUGGGCGGCAGUCGCAAGGGUACAGCCAGGGCUCCGAGCUGCCGUGGGGCGUCGGGUCGCCACGAACCGGCGACUCGCUGCCGAUCUCCCACUACUCGGCCAUGCCCUUCAUCGAUUUCCCCAAGGAGCUCGAGUACAGCCUGGAGACGGGCGACAACGUUCAGAGCUUCAGCAGUGCCUCGCAGGACGUGAAGCUCAUCACGCAGGUGCUGGAGAACAUCACCAACGGCUUCUACGUUGAUUCCAACGGGGCCGAUGGUGAGAAGAACAGCAACACGCUCUUGCUCGAGCUCACAGGCUGGCGCGGCCUGAUCUUAGAGCCCCGCGUGUACGAGUUUGUGACCUUGUGGGGCAAGUUCCGGAAGGCGUGGUUGUUUCUUGGGGCCCUGUCGCCGCACGAGAACGCUACGAAGAUCGGAUUCGCCCAGGAUGGCACGAUCGACAUGUUGAGCGGGCACAAGAUCCACGCCUACGCCAUGCCGAGGUUUCUCGAAGAGAUGGGCGGCAGGAGAAGCAUCGACUUCUGGAGCCUGAGCACCGGUGGGUACGAGGCGGAGGUCCUCAACGAGACCUUGCUGAACUCGGGGAAGAACAUUGAGAUCGGCGUCAUCCUGGUUAACUUCGACGGCCGUCGCACUGGUCGUGGCGAGCAGUCUUUUGUUCAAGCUAGGUCCAAGGAUGACACCGAAGAGCUGGUCUUUGAGAUCAUGCACAACGCCAGCUUCAAAUACAUCGGAGGUCUGGAUGCGUAUUGGAUCAAUUACGUCGAGCCGCGCUUCCACUACAAGGACGCCGUGUUCGUUAACCCCUCAUACUUCCAGGCACGGGACAUCCCGACCCCGCAAUCGGUCAAGGCUGCACCCCCUCCCCCGCUGAGCUAUCCCCUGGCCGACCACGACUGGCCCGGCUUCAGCACCUGGGACUCGGGCUACUCCGCCGACGAGGAGGUCGAGAGGAUAAUGGCAUACAUGGAGAAGGCGAAGCGGGACGCCACCGCAGCGGAGCCAGUGGCGAAGGCCCACCGCGUAGAGCCGUCGAGGCUGGUCGGCCUCGAGUAGGCAGCGGUGCACUCUCUGGGAACGGGUGCGCUCUUUUUGUUGUGGUGCGGUCCUGCUGGCACGAGAGCCCAGGCGAGAGGGGUCCCAACUCUCUCAGGGCUGGAAAAAGCACACGCUACAUUGGCGUCUUGAUUUGCACUGUCGUCACACAGCGGGUGAAGUCGCCCAGCCUUCUGAGAGGUCCCCCGCGCCUUCUGAAAGAAGGCUUUCUCCUUCCCACUCCCCCCCCCUCGUUCGCCGCCGACUCAUGGCAGCACGAUGACUGCACCGAC
Prorocentrum cordatum is the source of this 1889-nucleotide messenger RNA. The record is from the annotation of a GenBank genome assembly. NCBI's taxonomy places the organism in Eukaryota, Dinophyceae, Prorocentrales, Prorocentraceae.